Messenger RNA from Bacidia gigantensis, 1431 nucleotides. RefSeq lists its product as uncharacterized. The transcript has 3 exons. The coding region runs from base 1 to 1431 and encodes 476 amino acids. The record is from RefSeq and is a predicted model, not a curated record. Lineage: Eukaryota; Fungi; Ascomycota; Lecanoromycetes; Lecanorales; Ramalinaceae.
AUGCUCCAUCGUAAUUUGAUUCCUGGAAAGCGACCGCUAUCAGUCCGUCCGUCGCACGUCAAUGCCGCAGGAUCCUACCUGAUUGACUUUGGAGCAGAAGAAGACGACAUCAUGAGCGAGGAAAGCAUCCGGAUGCGGUUUUUUGGUUAUAGGCUGAGGGUAAUGAGAUCUUCAUUGAUGGAGGCGCGCAUCACACAAUUUGCGACUCAGCAUGCUCACGUCGUUCCUGGCUGUGAAUACGCUCGCAAUGAUCUAGCACUGUACUUGGGACCCCUCCCGUUCCCACCCAUCGCCAAUGACCGCCUACUCCAUCUCAUCAAGAACAAUCGACGUGCCAAGGUCCUCAUCCUGAUGGAUACAAAAAGCGUUGAGGCGUACUUGGCAAGUAGAGACGGGCAUGUGUACUAUGAGUUCCACAUGACAGCUGAACAAACCUCUUCUUGUCAAAUUCUACUCAUCGGCUCCUCACAGGAUCCGGAUUUCAUCGCUUUCAUUCCCAAACACCUCAUAUGGCCCAGGCGAGCGAGAAAAGACUGUGUCUUUCAAAGCCUUCGAAUUGAUGUGAAGGACAGAUUUGAACCGGUUCCGGCGUUCCCACCAGAAAUGGAACCGUUCCUUAUUCCUAUGACAAGCCUACAAGUAGCUAUAGCCAACAUGGAGGCACACAUAGAGGACCCGGGCAAGAAAUGGAUGCUGCCUCACUCCGGGGUCGAACUAAAGUGGCCCAAACCACCUCCGAGACACUCUGUUAAAGAAAUCCAACCUGAAGCGGAAGCACAUCGGAAAGCGAUGGACGAUAUGGUUCUGCCCAUACACGAAGCCUUCACGAAGGCGGGCACGGUGCUCAAGGCGGCACUACCUGGUUUGUAUCCAAUCGCGGGUGACCUCAAGUUGAUCGACGAUCGUGCCGGCAGAGCGGAAGCGAUCCUUGUCGAGCUGAAAGAUUCCCACUGCGACAUGGAGGAUGAUUCACAUCAGUCUCAUGUUAGUCUCAGGCAUAAGUCAUGGGCUCUCUUCAACCCCAACUCUCUGAUAUUCACGUUUCGAGCGCCUUGGCACUGCAUCAUCACCCAAAUCUCGGGCUCCGACGGGAAAUCACUAUGCAUCCCUCGCAAGAGAAUUCCACCCUGGUGGUGGAACAAUCACACGAGCAAGUGGCUCUCAUGGGACAUUGAUAGGUCACUGUUCAACCAAUUGACAAUCGACAUCAACCGGCCAGACGACCUGGUGCAAACAAUGGAAUCACUGUAUUCCUCGAAUGAAUUUGAAUGGCGUGACAUACCCAUGGCCCCGCUUCCCCUGCCUGAUUACAAGGUAUCCGAUCCUCAGCAAAAGUCUUACAAAGGGCACGUCGAGACAGAUGUGUGGGAGUCGUUGAUGCGCGAGCUCUUGAUGGAGAUGUGUCGCAACGCACGCCUGCACUACGCUUGA